AUGGCAUUGGCAGACAAUUAUGCGUUCAUCGGUCUCGGGGCGAUGGGCUAUGCAAUGGCUGCUAAUAUCAGAAAGAAGAUAGACCAGUCUUCGACCCUCUAUAUUAAUGAUAUCAACGCGUCUGCUUGUUCUCGCUUCAAUGAUGAAUACUCGUCGUACGGCCCAAUACAGAUCGUCGCUACAGCACGCGAAGCGGCGGAAAACGCAAAAGUACUUAUAUCAAUCGUACCAGGAGCAACUGAUGUGAAGAAAGUGUAUCUAGACGAAAAUGACGGGGUCAUUGCAGCAAAGAAAGACGAAGAAAGGAUCAUGUUAGAAUGCAGCACGAUUGAUGUGAACACAACAAAAGAAGUUGGUCAAAAGUUAAGAGAAACGAGGACAGGAAUAUACAUUGACGCGCCCGUCUCCGGAGGAGUGCCAGCUGCGGAAGCAGGUACUCUAGCGAUGUUGAUUGGCCAUCCAGAACCAGCACAAACACCGACCUCUUUGUCCUCUUCAGAUACUCGACUACAAAUGACGCUGUCCAUGCUUGGUCCAAAAUCCAAAGCUUUCUACCUAGAUACCCUCGGCGCAGGUCUGACUGCAAAGAUAUGCAACAACUAUCUCUCUGGCACUGUUCUUCUCGCGACCGCCGAAGCCCUCGCAAUAGGGGUAUCCCAUGGUCUUGACCCCACUGCCCUAUACUCUGUGAUCAAGAACAGUACUGGCCAGUCUUGGAUGUGCGACCAUGUCAUGCCCAUACCCGAUGUGCAAACCGAAUACUGGGUGCCUAGCAACAGUGGAUAUAGGCCAGGAUUCAAGACGCAGAUGAUGCUCAAGGAUCUGGGACUGGGCAUUGAGAGCGCGAAUCAGGUGGGCAUUAGACCUAGUAUGGCAGAGAGAGCGUUGGAGGUUUGGGAAGGUGCGGCGAAGGAUGAGAGGUGUGUAGAUAGAGAUGGCAGUAGCAUUUACUUGCAUGUUGGGGGUGUAUUGCCGAAAGGGUAUGAAGACAAAGCGAAGAAGCAGGAAAAUGGAUCCUGGGAGUUUGCUGAUUGA
Alternaria burnsii is the source of this 1035-nucleotide messenger RNA. RefSeq names its product 3-hydroxyisobutyrate mitochondrial precursor. Bases 1 to 1035 code for a protein of 344 amino acids. Gene Ontology annotation, biological process: L-valine catabolic process. The record is from RefSeq and is a predicted model, not a curated record. Gene Ontology annotation, molecular function: 3-hydroxyisobutyrate dehydrogenase activity; NAD binding; NADP binding. Gene Ontology annotation, cellular component: mitochondrion. The transcript has 2 exons. Lineage: Eukaryota; Fungi; Ascomycota; Dothideomycetes; Pleosporales; Pleosporaceae.